Molecule: messenger RNA, 5748 nt
Organism: Danaus chrysippus (African queen)
Lineage: Eukaryota; Metazoa; Arthropoda; Insecta; Lepidoptera; Nymphalidae
Source: the annotation of a GenBank genome assembly
AUGAAGAUUCAGCUCAAGUCACUUAGAGCAGCCAACAUGAAGAACAUCACUAUGCUCCGGGCCGUCUUCAUAGCGGUCUAUAUUAUAACGAUACAUGGAUACGUCAACGGCGAGGAUGCAGUGUCACCCCAACGAAAUCUCAAUGGAACUGUUGAAGUACCGGACCCUCGUUCAGCCAUCGGUCGCGUGCCUCCUUACCAGCCGCCUGCCAUCGGUCUGCCGGGCCCCAUGCAAGUCCCCGGCUUCCGACCCCACAACCCUCACACUCGAAUAGACGGCUGGCAUCCGAAUGGCCGCAUUAGUUCAAAAGGAUCGUACGUGAUCGCUGAUGAUCUCGAAGAUGACGAUGACGGUGGAUGUCACAUAUCAUGUUCCAAAGAAUUUUUUUCGUGUCAGACAUCAUGCAAGUGCAUACCGAUGGAGAAGCGUUGUGAUGGCAAAGUUGACUGUGUUGACGCUGAGGAUGAGGCUGGCUGCACUCCAUCCUGCGAUGAACACGACAACCGAACGAUAUGCCUCAACACCAGGGUCUGCAUCGCCAUCGAGUGGAUCUGUGAUGGUGACAACGAUUGCGACGAUUUCUCCGAUGAAACUCAUUGUGGAGGUGCAGUGAAUUGUACUUCAGAACAGUUUCAAUGUGGCAACGGACUGUGCAUUGAUAAGGACUGGGUCUGCGAUGGCGCUGAUGACUGUCGAGACAACACUGACGAGAUUCAUUGCCCAAAAGGAAAAUGCCGAGACAACCAGUUCACCUGCUUGACGGGAGAGUGUCUGGCUCUUCACUGGCGCUGUGAUAAGGAAGCCGACUGUCCCGACAAUUCAGACGAAUCCGAAUGUCCCGUGGAACUGUUACAAUGCGGUGAGAAUGAGAUCCAGUGUAACAACAAGAAGUGUGUCAGAAAAGAUUUCCAAUGUGACGGCGAUAAUGACUGCGGUGAUUGGACUGAUGAAGACUCCUGCCCUGUACUACCGGGAAGUUGUAGUUCGUCUGAAUACAAAUGCAAAGAUGGUAAGUGCAUCCCGGAGCGUUGGAAGUGCGAUGCGGAGCGUGACUGUGAAGACGGUGAUGAUGAAGUUAGCUGUGAACCACACGGAGUCAGGAACUGCACCGUAGAUGAGUACACCUGCAUUGACAGGCGAUGUAUAUCGAAAACUUGGCUCUGCGACGGACUUAGGGAUUGCAGCAAUGGAGAAGAUGAAUUAAACUGUGAAGUAUUCUGUGAGAAGGAUCAAUAUAUGUGUAAAUCGAUUAAAAGCGAUGCAUUCAGAAACUGCGUGAACAGGAAACAUGUGUGUGAUGGUAUGAAGGACUGUCCUCAAGGUGAUGAUGAAGAGAAAUGUCCUACUAAAAGAAAGUGCAGGCCAGAUGACAAAUGUGAAGGGCACUGCAUUACGACAUUCGAUGGUUUAUCAGCUUGCGCGUGUCCCAUUGGUUAUUUAUUGGAUAGUAACGGUUAUAGCUGCCAGGAUAUAGAUGAGUGCAUGUAUGAACAGGACCCAGUUUGCUCACAAACCUGUUCAAAUACUCUCGGCAGUUACAUGUGUGGAUGCAUGACUGGUUAUGUAUUGAGACCCGAUGCUCGUUCUUGUAAGGCUACUGGAGAGUCACCUACCUUAUUGUUUUCUAAUGGUGUGGGAAUACGACAGGUGUGGCUAACUGGAGAAAACUACAUGUCAAUUUUAAAAGGCUUACACAAAGCUAUGGCUUUAGACUAUCAUUACAAGAAGAACCUUGUGUUUUGGACUGAAAAUAACAUGAGAGUUAUAAGGGUUGCGCCGUUGGAUAGUAAUAAUAUGACGGAUGUGGUUAGAUGGGGUAUAGAAACACCAGGUGGUUUAGCCGUGGACUGGAUCCAUGAUCUUCUCUUCUGGACUGAUUCUGGCACAAGGCGAGUGGAGGUGGCCACACUAGAUGGCUCCCAGAGAGCAGUUCUGGCCGCUAGUGACGUUGACAAGCCACGAGCUAUUGCUGUUCAUCCCGGAGAUGCUCUUGUCUUUUGGACUGAUUGGGGACCUAAUCCAAAAAUAGAACGUGCAAAUAUGGAUGGUGAUAAUCGCAAGAGCAUUAUAGUCCAUAACAUAUUUUGGCCCAACGGCUUGACGAUUGAUUAUACUGAAUCCACAAUUUAUUGGGCCGAUGCUAAGCAUCACGUUAUUGAGAAAGCAUCUUUCAAUGGUUUGGAUAGAAAGCGCAUAAUAAACAAAGGCUUACCCCAUCCAUUUGCGUUAACAUUGUUUGAAGACGCCAUAUACUGGACUGAUUGGCACACGAAAAGCAUUUCAACUGUCAAUAAGAAAACUGGCAUGGGCAUGCAGACUGUUCAUGCUAGUUUAUAUGUCCCCAUGGAUAUACAGAGCUUCCACCCACUACGUCAGCGUUCGUAUAAAAAUCGUUGCGUCAACAAUGGCGGUUGUUCUCAUAUGUGUCUCCCAGCUUCGUCUGAACGAACUUGUCGCUGCCCUGUAGGAUUCAAUCUUAAUUCGGACGGGCGAACCUGUGAAGAAACUCCAGAGAAGUUACUUCUCUAUGCUCAUCGGAAGGAUAUACGACUUAAGCAAUUAAAUCCAAGAAAGCACAUGGACUCUUUGGAUAUGGUGAUACCAGUUGAGAAUAUUAAGUCUGCUGUCGCUUUAGACUGGGAUCACAACAGCAAUUCUAUAUUUUGGACUGAUGUUGAAAAGGACACGAUUAAUAAAGCCUUCUUGAAUGGUUCUCAUCAAACUAUUAUUGUUGGCUCCAACUUAAUAUCCCCGGCCGGACUUGCUUAUGAUUGGCUAACAAAUAAAUUAUAUUGGACCGAUGCCGGCACUAACAGGAUAGAAGUAGCAAAUGCAAAUGGUAGCAUGCGGACCCUGUUGGCUUGGGAAAAUAUUGACAAACCUAGAGAUAUCGUUCUUGAUCCUAUCGGUGGUAUAAUGUAUUGGUCUGAUUGGGGCUCUUCACCUUGCAUCGAGCGCGCAGACAUGGAUGGCGGCAAUAGGCAACGUCUUAUCUUUGGUGACAUGACUUGGCCUAAUGGGCUUGCGCUUGAUUUACCGAACAAACGCAUAUAUUGGACAGAUGGUGGUAAUCGUACUAUUGAAUACGCUAAUUUAGAUGGCACUGGUCGCACUGUUUUAAUAGGUCAAGAUCUAACACAUCCUUUUGGGCUUGAUUUGUACGGUGAUGAGGUAUUUUGGACCGACUGGAACACCCAGUCCAUUCAAGCUGCGAAUAAGUACACUGGAAAACAAAGGAGAACAUUAGGAGCCGGUGUUGAAGGGCUUAUGGAUGUGAGAGUAUUUCAUAAGGAAAGGAUGAGCAGUAGAAAUCCCUGCAGUAAUAAUAACGGAGGCUGUUCACACUUAUGUUUAUUGAAACCAAUGGGGCGGAGUUGCGCUUGUCCGAUCGGCAUUAAAUUGAGCAAUGAUGGCAGAAUUUGUACGAAUGGACCAAUCAACUUCUUAAUCUUUGCUCAUCGCGUAGAUAUACGUAUAGUGUCUUUAGAUGUACCUUAUCUCGUUGAUGUUGUUCUACCGUUACCAGCUUUAAAGAACGCUCUUGGAGUUGACGUUGACCAGAGAACUGGUCUGAUAUAUUGGACUGACACCGGGGAACGCAAAAUAAAACGUGCUAACAAAGAAGGUCAACAAAAUGAAACUAUCAUUGGACGGGGUCUUCAUACCGCUGAUGGAAUAGCUAUUGAUUCCGCUGGUCGAAAGAUUUAUUGGACUGACGGCGGAAGAAAUAGUAUUGAAGUUGCAGAACUCAACGGCACAAAUAGAAAAGUGCUUGUGUGGACAGGACUAGAUUCUCCGCGAGCUAUAGCAUUGCACUACGAUUACGGCUUUAUGUUUUGGUCUGAUUGGGGAACCUCAGCAAAAAUCGAAAGAGCUGACAUGGACGGCAAAAACAGACGAAUUAUCGUUGAUAACAACAUCAAGUGGCCGAACGGAUUAGCGAUUGACAGAAUCGAGAGUCGUCUAUACUGGAAUGACGCUAAGGUUUUGACAAUAGAGAGCUCAGAUUUCAAUGGACACGAUCGUCGCACUCUUCUGACACAGGUACCUUACCCGUAUGGUAUCGUGAUCGUUGGACAACACAUUUAUUGGACAGAUUGGAAGACAAAAGCAUUGCAUAGAGCAGACAAGUCGAAUGGCAGAGAACAAUUGAAGAUAAGAGAAAAUCUUGAAGGACUCAUGGACAUAAGAGCUAUACAGGGCGAUCAUAUUCUAGAAAACGCUUGCGGAAAAAAUAAUGGUGGUUGUUCUCACCUCUGCUUACGAUCACCCCAAGGUUACACUUGUGCAUGUCCCACGGGAUUAUUGUUCAAGAAUGAGUCUGAAAUUAAUCCUAAAAUAUGUAAGAAACAUCCCGAUAACUUCCUCGUAUUCGCCGCCAGAGGGAGUAUCGCAUUGAUCUCAUUAGACACUCCUGAGCAAUGGGAUAUUACAUUGCCUGUCAAGGAUAUACAAAACUCAGUUGCCGUGGAUUAUCAUUGGGAAAGAAAAUUGAUAUUCUUCACUGAUGUCUAUAAUAAUGAGAUACGAUCAAUAGAUAUGGAAAAUAUGAGCGAUUCUAGAGUCAUCGUUAACACUGGUCUUGACACACCUAACGGAUUGGGAGUGGACUGGAUCGCGAAUAACAUCUACUGGACUGAUAAUGACUUCAAGGUCGUGGAAGUAGCAAGGCUUGAUGGUUCAUCAAGAAAAACUCUUAUAACUGGCCUUACUGAACCUAGGGCUUUGGCUUUAUUCCCUGCUAAGGGCUACCUAUACUGGAGUGACUGGGGUGAGAGUCCUAACAUCGAGAGAGCUGCUUUGGAUGGUAGUCAAAGAAGAAUUAUAGUUAAUCAUGACUUAGGGUUUCCCAACGGCAUAACGAUUGAUUAUAAAGACAGGCGACUUUAUUGGACAGAUGCUUUAAAGGAUAGAAUUGACACGUCUGAUUUAAACGGACAGCAUAGGGUUCAACUUAUACCUGAAGCUAAGAAUCCAUUUGGAAUGACUCAGUUCAAUAACUAUAUUUAUUGGACCGAUUGGUAUAAAAAAUCGGUAAUGAGAGCAGAUAAGAGAACCGGUAAAAACGUGACGGCAAUACGAACAGAUUUAGAGAUGGUCAUGGAAAUUAAAGCUGUGUCUUCUGAGAAACAACAUGGAUGGAACCCAUGCAAGGAAGAUAACGGAGGCUGCUCGCAUUUGUGUUUGUUCAGAGGACAUGAUUACGUAUGCGCUUGUCCAGAUGCUUUUGAUGAUAAAGUUUGCUCAACUACUCCAAAACUCCGAGUUGAUUUACGUAUGCCAGCACACUACCCUUCAUUCUACGACUACAUGGAUAUUGAGAUCGGUAACAAAAUUGCAAUGCAUCCAACAACAGCGCCAUCUACUAAUAUCGGAAGUAUUAUAAUCGGAGUGGCGGUCGCAGUUUUUAUAAUUCUUGCAAUAUUAAUAACGGCUUUUGUAUGCUUUAAAAUGAGACGUAAUCGUGAUGGUGAGAUAAAGGAAAACUACCGCGAGUCAAGCGGACACAUAUCUUUCCAUAAUCCCAACUACAGCUGUGCCACGAUGGUAGGAGAACCCAUGGAGAGAAGGCAGAAUAGAUUCCAGGGCAUAUUCAAAUACGAUAAAAGUCAGGGGCGUGUAACUAACGUGUAUAUGCCGGAGGGUACGAGCCUCCUACCGCCAGCUCCUCCUCCGCCCCCCCACCGAGUCCCCCCACGAUCAGCAAACGAUGACUUCGAACCUGUCACUCUACACCCAUUCGCUUGA